AUGGCAGAAGUAGGACCUCCAAUUGACCUCCCCAUUAUCAACAUCUCCAACCCCAAUGACCCCGUCGUCGGAAAAGCCAUGAUCGAUGCAGCGGCGAAAUAUGGCUUCUUGUAUGUCGAUAGCAGAGGCACUGAUUUCACAUAUGAGGAUGUUGAAAAGGCUUUUGGAUUGUCCAGGGAGUUUUUCGCUUCUCCUUUCGAGGAAAAGUCUAAUUACCGCAUUACCCCGAAUAAUCGAGGCUGGUCAGGAAUGCAUACAGAGACACUCGAUCCAGAACAUCAACGGACGGGAGACUUCAAAGAAGCAAUGAAUUUCGGUGAAUUCAAAGACGGAAAGGCCCAACAGCCUAUUCCCCCCUCUCUGGCUUCCGGUGAGGCCAGGAUCGGCCACUUCGCAUCUCUCUGCAACAAGACAUGCGUGAGGAUCUUGAAGCUGUUAGCACUUGGACUCGAGAUACAAAACGACUGGUUCGCGUCCUGCCAUGAUCCCACCAAGGGCCCUACAGGCUCCAUCCUCCGCUGGCUAUAUUAUCCUUCAGUUUUCUCCUCGGCGACAGCUUCGUACAAACAUGACGUCGACGUGCGUGCGGGAGCCCAUUCUGACUAUGGCAGCAUCACUCUCCUUUUUCAGCGACCUGGACAACCAGGUCUGGAGAUCCUGACAUCUGAAGGAACCUGGGCACCCGUACCAGUGCAACCUAAUACCAGUAGCACAGGGGACACUGACAGUGCAGACUUUCCAUUUCCCCCGAUUCUGGUCAACAUAGGUGACCUUCUCAGUUACUGGACGGACGGUCUGCUCAAAUCUACCGUUCACCGUGUUGUGUUUCCUCUGUCCGAGCAACGCAGCCCCAAUCCCCAGGAUAGGUACAGUAUCGCCUAUUUCUGCCAUCCCAUAGACAGUACAGAGCUAGUUCCCCUUCCCAGCAAAAUUGUCACUGCUCAUCGGGAGCGGAGCGAGGCGAACGGUAUCCGGGAUGAAAGGGUCGGCUUUGGAGGCGGUGCGGGUAGUCUGGAGCCUGGAAAGCGUGCAUUGACUGCCAGUGAACAUCUGGAAUCUAGGUUGGCUGCGACGUAUGGCUUCAAGAGUGUAUAA
This is a messenger RNA of Monascus purpureus, 1095 nucleotides long. Lineage: Eukaryota; Fungi; Ascomycota; Eurotiomycetes; Eurotiales; Aspergillaceae. The record is from the annotation of a GenBank genome assembly.